GACCUGCCCCAUCCAGCUCCUUUUGAAAUAUUUUCUCUUCAGAUCAGCUGAACAGGAGAGGAGAGACUGCAAAGUGCGGCAUUUCGGCCAAUUAAGGGAGCGCGUAAAAUCAGACUGGACAGGUGAAAUCUUCUUGGUGGAGAGUGAGCUUGGUGGUGACAUACCCAAGAGAGAUGUACAUCUAAGGAACAAAGCUGUGGAAUUCAUUAUUUUUUUUACCUUGGUGACUUAAAGUGUUGCAGAAAGUAACCUUCUACACUUAAGACAUGCGGCUGUUUCUACGGCGGCGUAUGUCCCCCCUAAAACUGGUUGUCUUUGGAGGGGCACUCUUCAUGUUGGCUUUAGUUGUUCUCCAAAAGGAUGUUGCCACUUCACCUUCGGGGGAUCCCUGGUUUCAGGAUUUUGUUGACAAAAGGGACAAGGUAAUGGAUAUGGUCCGAGGUGCCGUGCACAAUAUAGGUUUCCAGAUUGGAGCUCCUCAGCCUCCCCCGGUUCACGAGCAGCCCACAGAGGAUGUCAACUGUCCCGCUGGCUUCUACACACUAACAGAGCUCAAGCCCCACCUGGACAGACCUCCCCAGGACCCCAGUGCUCCAGGAGCAGAUGGAAAAGCAUUUCAGAAAGACAACAUGACUCCUGAAGAGAAAAAGGAACACGAAGAUGGCAUGACAAGGCACUGUUUUAACCAGUUUGCCAGUGACCGGAUCUCGCUGAGCCGUAGCCUUGGAGAAGACACCAGACCCCCAGAGUGUGUGGAAAGAAAGUUUCGCCGCUGCCCUCCUCUGCCCACCACCAGUGUCAUUAGUUUUCACAAUGAGGCCUGGUCCACUCUCCUUAGGACUGUAUACAGCGUGCUCCACACCUCUCCGGCCAAGUUUCUCAAAGAAAUCAUUUUGGUGGAUGACGCCAGUACAGCAGAGCAUCUUAAAGGCCAGCUGGAGGAGCAUGUGGCUGGGCUGAAGAUCGUGCGUGUGGUGAGGCAGCUGGAGAGAAAGGGCCUGAUCACUGCUCGGCUCCUGGGAGCCAGUCUCGCAAAGGGGGAAGUUCUCACCUUCCUGGAUGCUCACUGUGAGUGUUUCCACGGCUGGUUGGAGCCGCUGUUGCACCGUAUCGUGGAGGAGCCAACCGCUGUGGUCAGCCCAGAGAUCAGCUCCAUUGACCUGAACUCAUUUCAGUUUCACAAACCUGUGGCCACUAAUCGUGCCUACAACCGUGGCAACUUCGAUUGGAGUCUGACGUUUGGAUGGGAACCUAUACCAGAGGAUGCCAAGAAGCUACGCAAAGAUGAAACUUACCCAGUAAAAACACCAACUUUUGCCGGAGGCCUCUUCUCAAUAUCAAAGAAAUAUUUUGAGCACAUUGGGACUUAUGAUGACAAGAUGGAGAUUUGGGGUGGUGAGAAUGUGGAGAUGUCAUUCAGGGUGUGGCAGUGUGGAGGUCAGCUCGAGAUUAUCCCCUGUUCUGUCGUCGGACAUGUUUUUCGCACAAAAAGCCCCCACACAUUCCCUAAAGGCACUGAAGUCAUCACACGCAACCAGGUACGCCUCGCAGAGGUCUGGAUGGACGACUUCAAGAAAAUCUUCUAUCGUCGCAACCAGAAUGCAGCCAAUAUGGCAAGUCAGAAACAGUAUGGAGACAUUUCUGAGCGUGUAACUCUAAGGGAGAAGCUGCAGUGCAAGAAUUUCACCUGGUAUUUGAACACCGUGUACCCAGAGGCCUUCAUCCCAGAUUUGGAGCCAGUCAAGUUUGGAGCUAUCAAGAAUUCUGGAUCACAGACCUGCCUGGAUGUGGGUGAAAACAAUCAAGGAGGCAAAGCCAUGAUUAUGUAUCAAUGUCACAAUAUGGGUGGAAACCAGUACUUUGAAUACACAUCCCACAGAGAGCUACGGCACAACAUUGGUAAACAGCUAUGUCUUCAUGCCUAUGCGCAGCCAGAUGCAGUGAAGAUUGAAGAGUGCUGGCUAAAAGGAAAAGGCACUGUUUUAGGACCGGACCAGGAGUGGGUUUUUACAGAGGAAAACCUCCUGAAGAAUCCACAGAGUGGAAAGUGUUUGCGGCUGAUUGGAGGGCAGGUUCAGAUGGAUUCUUGUAACGCCGCUGAUCUGUUCCAGCACUGGACCAUCAGUUGACCACCACAAACACAUGAACCAAAAAACUUAAUUCUCACUCUGAAGUCUCACCCUGUGGGGCCAAAGACAUAGUGAUCCUGCUGCGGAGCUGCGAGGACUUUGUGGUACAGACAAGUGGUUAAUAAUGAGUGGGAAGACACCGCAAAGAGAAGUGCGGAGCCAUUUGCUGGCAUGUUUGUUUUAAAUUAAUUUAUGACGGAAACUCAGGAAACACAGUUGAAAGGUGGUGGGUGUCCCUCGGGUAAACAAGGACUUGAGAGGAGUGGCAGCUUUGACCAUGUGGAAAAGGCUGGGAUUUGCAAUAAUAUAAAAAAAAGUGCUUUAAACUAUAUGGUGAGAAAAAUACCAUGUAGCGACACUCCAUAUUUAAUGUUGUAAUAAAAGAGAAGCUUGUUUUAUAAUAAAAUGCAUUAUGUUGUA
Molecule: messenger RNA, 2549 nt
Organism: Boleophthalmus pectinirostris (great blue-spotted mudskipper)
Lineage: Eukaryota; Metazoa; Chordata; Actinopteri; Gobiiformes; Gobiidae
Gene: galnt6
Product: UDP-N-acetyl-alpha-D-galactosamine:polypeptide N-acetylgalactosaminyltransferase 6 (GalNAc-T6)
Cellular component (GO): Golgi apparatus
Source: RefSeq, a predicted model, not a curated record